Molecule: messenger RNA, 3406 nt
Organism: Ornithodoros turicata
Lineage: Eukaryota; Metazoa; Arthropoda; Arachnida; Ixodida; Argasidae
Product: protein HGH1 homolog
Exons: 6
Coding region: 171-1235 (354 amino acids)
Source: RefSeq, a predicted model, not a curated record
CGGAGAGAAAACCAGAACCACUACCUAUCUCACUUCAUCUAGUCGAACCAAUCAAAUGCUCUCAGAUGAUUAAAACAAGAAAGAAAAAAAGAAAACUGUUGGCAGCGCCAUCUGCGCCUUGCAUCCACAGCGUCUGCACGUCACGUCCCAGCUGACAGAGUCCGCUUGGCAUGGUUAUGGAAAACUCUGCAGCGGAAAAGGAAAUUUUGCAAUUUUUAUCCAAGGAUACGGCAUUGGCAACGAAGUUACCUGCCAUUUUGUACGUCCUCGGGCUUACCGCUACUGGAGAUGGAUUGAAUUUCCUCAACGAAAACAGACAGCUUCUGGAUGCUGUCGCGUCACUUCUUGGUGAUCCUUCAGAUGUCGUUGUCUCAAAGUGCUGCGACAGCCUUCUGAACGCCACGUCAGACUCGAGAAUAUCAUCGUACCUUCUCAACGAUCAUGAAUUCAUCACAUUAUUGCUGGGUCUCCUGCUAGCAGACAAUACGCGUCACUGCGACAAAUGUGUGGCUGUUCUCAACAACUUGACUCGUACGAAGGAAGGUGCCGAAAAGAUUUGGCGCAUCAUUCAGGACGAAAAAGCUGAGAAGCUUUUGAACAUGUUCACACAGAACACGUCCAGGUCAGAACACGAUCGAAUUGGAUUUUUGUUGUCCAACCUCACGCAACUUCCUGAAGCCAGAGGGUGGCUGAUGGAGAGAGAUGCAUGCAGGAUCAGUAAGCUCUUUCCGUUCUUGACACUGGAAACCUCAACGAUCAGGAGGCACAGUGUUGCUGCGGUGUUACGGAAUUGCUGCUUUGACACCAGUCAACACGAAUGGCUUCUGAGUGCAGAAGUGGACAUUCUGCCCCGUCUCUUGUUUCCCCUGAUGGGUCCGGAAGAGAUUGACGACGACGAAAUGGAAAAGUUGCCGCUUGACCUUCAAUAUUUGGGAAGUAGCAAAGUGAGGGAGAGUGACAAAGAAGUGUGCCAGAUGCUGAUCGAAGCCCUUAUACAGCUGUGUGCUACAAAGGACGGCCGUGCCAAGCUAAGGAAUAAUGGCGCGUAUUACGUCAUGCGAGAGCUACACAAGGUGGAAAGCAACAAGACUGUCGUUGCCACAUGCGAGGACCUUGUUGACAUCCUCAUUGGCGAUGAACCUGAACCGGGGAUGGAGAACCUCAGAGAAGUCGAAGUGCCCCCUCACCUUGCCGAGAAGUUCGAUAAGAUGAAGGAAGAAAUGUUGAGAGAAUGAUGUGCUUUAACGCAGCUGCGUCAUAAUUUAUAAAAACGAUGUAUAUAGUCACAAAAUGAGCUUUUACAACAAACCAUCAGUAGGCAACACGUUUUCAAAAAAAGUCUGUGGACGGAGUCGUGCAGAAGCGCACUCCUAACAGUUUCCAUAACGGAGCUCUAGUCGUCCUUCCUGGACUGGAUGACGACCUCGUGAAGUGUGUUGAUGACCAUGUAACGCGAGAAUAUACUGUAAAGGUGCCUGAACCACAGCAUUUGGCUUCUGUGCUCAUAUAAGGCUUUCUGGAAGAAAAGGAAAAUGUGGAUUAACUUGCAAGGAUAUAAAAAUGGCUACACUAGCACUAUGGGUUCAAAAAUCUUCGCUGGAGCUAACCUCAUUUACAUCGGAUCAUCUGUGGGAAGUUGCGACAAAACAUUAUGUAUUCAAACCUGGAUAGUUAAUUUUUUGUUUCUGUUUUAUCCACGAAGUAGAUUUUUGAAUAUGCAAUCCAGAUGGCAAUAUCGCAAUGUCAUAUUUCAAUUGUUUCCAAAGGACGGGAAACUUUUCUUGCAGCGAAUCCGUCUAGGCGUACUUGGAGACAAUUGAAACAGCACAAGUAGUGUAUGGCACACUUUGUUGACGAAUGCUUCAAAAGAAAUUCGGAGGUGCUCAUUUGCCUCGGCUCACUUAGGUUCAAAAUCUGGUGCCUCACACAAAAUGUAUGCACGUCAUGUACAGACCUCAGCUGUUUAUUUCAAAGCGUUGUGUAUUGAUCGACAACAGUUGUCAUGCACAUAUUUGCACAACGCUUAACGCCAUUACAGCUGUGAUGUUGGUUGGCUUUGGCCUAGUGUUUAGCUGCAAUACACAGUGCAGACAAAAAGGCUACAUGACCUGUUUAUCCAUAGGGCCUUGUGUUUUCAGGUGAAACUAGUUUUUACCCCCGAUUUGCAUCACUGCACCUUGGGGUUAACCCUUCUCCUAGGGUUUCUGCUGCUGUGUCAUUGGCCUCCUGGGGAUCUUAUUCGUUGCCGCCAAAGACUGGUCUGUUUUCAUUGCGCUUUUCUUCUAAACGGUAGCGCUGUGUAAACCAAUUUCGCUUAUAAUAUACUAAUUGGAACACAGACUUUCAUUUGAGAGCAAGUUCUUUUUGCAUUUUAGUGCCCCUUUAAAACCCAGAAAUGCAAGGCCCUAUUUAUCCAUAAUGUGAUGCGUGUUGCAAAAUUCUAAAGCCUAGUGCUACGAGAGCUAAAGAAAUUUAACGUGACACAUUUACUUCACUAUGGUGUAACAAUUAAAAGAAAGGUAUAUGUAAGUGGUGAACACAAAGCACCGCUAUGUUUUCUCAGAGUUCUUCCAAUAAUAUCGGAUGACAGCGGCCCUGCAACAUCAUUUUCACAGGCGUUGUGGAAUUGCAAGCACAGCAGUAACACCGCACAAUGUUUCCUAGCCCAAUGUAGUGCAGUAAGGCUAACAAAGAACAACACUUAAAACAAUGACUCACCCUGACCAGGGAGACCUUACUCCACGGUAGAACGUAAGCGUACUGUGCCAUCAGGUAACUGGGAACCGUAUCUAGCAUUCCUGUGUAUUUUCUCAGCUUGUUCACUGACUGCACCACAUAUAAUUUACAAUCUGUAAUAAAGAAGCAACGUGAGAAGAUCCUGUUUAUUUAGCCCUCCAGCAUGGACGUACCUUGAGAGAUGGCACCUCUUUUGAGUAGCUCCCUGCAACCAAUUAUAAUGCAAUUUUAUCGUGCCAUUUUCCCAGCAGGCAGUGAAGAUAUCGUGGCAAUACAUACACAAUUCCACUGUAAACAGAGAUGUGGUUUACGUGGCCACUGACACCGGACCCAUCAAAGGUUACGAUCUGCAAUACACAAUGGCAGGCAAGUGCAGGUUUUCGGAAUUUGUCAAGUGCGAUGCAAUUUUUGUCUGUUUCCUUAUGUGUAUAAGAGGUAACUCACUAUGUCCACAGAUAGGCACUCUGCAUAUUUCUGUACAAUGUUUCCUACAAGGGCAGAACUCCAUGUUGCCUUCGGGUCAUCAGGCAUGUCACUAGCAUUGAGAUGAGAGGGAAAAAAAAAGGUGUUGGAAGAAAACAUAUUUUACGACAUUAGCCACUGCAAUGUGAAGCGCUCGCAAUAACUUUGAAGCUACAUAAUAUGAAAAUAAAUGGUGACUAGACUGAAA